This is a messenger RNA of Epinephelus moara (kelp grouper), 1001 nucleotides long. RefSeq lists its product as uncharacterized. The coding region runs from base 62 to 769 and encodes 235 amino acids. NCBI's taxonomy places the organism in Eukaryota, Metazoa, Chordata, Actinopteri, Perciformes, Serranidae. The record is from RefSeq and is a predicted model, not a curated record. The transcript is spliced from 2 exons.
CUAGCGCGUAUUGUCGUAAAGAUGCAUACCUGGCUCGCGCAUGUGUUUGUUUUGGGGAUGAAUGAAACAACAAGACGGGAAAACUUUGCCCCCGCUCCUAUCGGGGAUCCCAGCUCACCUCUGCCGCGCCCCAGCUCCACCUCUCCGGCGUAAGCGCCACUGCCGCCGGGGUAAACGCAGCGGUCGGCUGGUAAGGCUGAAGGCCUGUUUGGCGAGCACUUCCACGGCUUCUUGGACUGAGUAUGGAGCGGUGCCUCGCCUCUUUAUUUCUCGGCACUCGCUGGACCCUGUCGACGCCUGGCUGGUACCUGUCGUCGGCCCGGAUGAGGUGUUCCAGCCCCGCGGCCCCUGCUCUCCUCGUCCCCGCUGGCGCGGGGUGAAUCUGCGCAACCUGCGGCCUCUGUGUGUGGCUCCCCGGACAGCUAACGCCGUGGACCCGCCGGCUCCUGCCAGGAUUGGGCUGGUAAAUGCUAGAUCGCUAGCGAACAAAACGUUUAUCCUGAAGGAUUUCCUGACUUCCCGAGGAUUGGAUUUUCUCUGUGUGACUGAGACGUGGCUGACUGUUGGUGAGUCCAGUGCUUUCACAGAACUUUUACCCGAUGAUUGCUGCUAUUUUAACUCCCCGCGGACGUCGGGUCGAGGAGGAGGAAUAGCGACUAUUUAUAAGAGUCACUAUAAAUGUAAGCAGCUAGGCUUCAUCCUGGAAGCGACCUGGGACAGACCCGGACACAGUUUCCUAAAGAACCACACACAUACACACUUGUUGUGAACCUCCUGCAUUGAAAAUUAAAGUAUCCUCUCGAACCUGAUUCUCUGGCCGGAAUCAUUUGCUCCAUAGUUGUCCUAUCCAAACCAGUGUGUCCCUGAGGUCCCCUUCCUCACAUCGCCCAAGCUGUGAGUUGCACAUGUGCGUGUGUGUGCGCUGCUGAGGUUACACGAUGUCAAUCAUGCGGCGCACCUGGAAUUUUACCGGCGUUUUAAAUCGGCAUAUUUUAGACUGA